GAAUUUCGCGCGAUAAAUACGCAAGGAAUGUUAAAUGCCCGGUGUGAAUGGCGUAUUUCUUGUUAUUAUAAUAUUUUGUGCUUAAUCACCAAUUGUACAUAUAUGUCCAUGUACUUAUUUUUAAAAAUUAAUCAUUGAUGUUUAGUCUAAAAUAAAAUGGAUAGAAUAAUAAAAGGUAUAAUGAGAUACAGACAGUGUCACAGAGAAGGAAUGGUUAAACAAUUUAAACAAGUUAAAGAUCAUCCCGAACCAAAAGCAGUAUUUUUUACUUGCAUGGAUUCACGGAUGAUUCCUACUAGAUUCACGGAAACAAAUGUUGGAGAUAUGUUUGUUGUACGUAAUGCUGGUAAUGUUGUACCACACUCGCAACAUUUUAUUGAUGAAUUAACAAUGUGUGAGCCGGCAGCUUUGGAGCUUGGAUGUGUUGUUAAUGAUAUACGUCAUAUUAUUGUUUGUGGUCACAGUGAUUGUAAAGCCAUUAAUUUAUUGUACUCUCUUCAGGAUGAGGAAUUUGCUUCAAAAGAUAAUAGAAGAAUAUCACCAUUGAGAGCAUGGUUGUGUGCUCACGCAAAUAGUAGCCUAGAAAAAUUUAAACAAUUAAAAACAACUGGAUUUCAUCAGCCUAUGAUUUUUCAAGCUGAAACUCCAAUGAGAAAAUUUGUCGCUUACAUUGAUCCAGAAGAUAAAUUUGCUGUUGAAGAUAAACUUUCACAGAUAAAUACACUUCAGCAAUUACAAAAUAUUGCGUCAUAUGGAUUUUUGAAAAAACGUUUGGAACGGCAUGAUCUUCAUAUUCAUGCACUUUGGUUUGAUAUUUAUACUGGAGAUAUAUACUAUUUUAGUCGGGGUGCCAGAACGGUGGUAGCAAGUGAACUAGAGCAUGCCACUCCCGAAAGAGAAAGCAAAACAACAAAACUACUUAUACUAAUAUAUAAGCAUAGCCUAAGCCUGUCGCCUCUUUACUAUUUAAACUCUAAAAGUAUGCAAUGUAUCAACAACACAUGGACACAUAUACCUAUAUUUGCAGCUGAUUCGUUAAAGAAACACGUUAAAAUUAUUAUUAUUAUCAUCAUCAUUAUCGAUGAUCAUUGCCACUAAUUAUUGUUGAUACCUAUUUCACGGUAAAAGUGAACAUGUCUUACCAAACUCCCCAUUAUCAUCAUCGUAAAGAUUCAGACACUGUCUAUUAAUAUUAUACAUUAUAUUUUUAACUGGAUAAUUUAUGCGUGUGUUAUUCAUCCAUUCAAUUAUUAAAUAUAUUAUUUUUUAACUACAAUAUUAAUGAUUUUUUUAUAAUUUCAAACAUCCGUGUUGAGAUUGAUUUAUUUAAAACGGCCCUUUAUUCUGUUAGAACUAAUUGAUUCAUUAUUUUAUAUCGAUAAAAAAAAAUCGAGGAUGACAUACUAUCCUAAAUCAGUAGACAAAUUUAAUAUCAUUUUAAAAAUAGUAUCCCAAAAACUAAAAAUAAAAAAAAUAAAAAAAAAAAACUAGGUUCCAUGGUUCGUCAGUUUACUCACGAGAACGUAACGGUUAGGCUAAAACGUAAGAAAGUGCACGAGUUGUCACGGAACUUUCGCUUUGAUAAACCAACUUUAGUAUAUAUAUAUAGAUAAUAAAAAUAAAAAUAAGAAUAAUAAUUUUAUCCACCUCUGGUUGCUUAUAUGUAUAGAAAACCGCAGCAGCAGCAGCACAUUCUUUAUACAUCCUUUAUCACUAUCAGGAUGCGCUCUAUACAAUAAUUUCAAAUAUAAAUAAAUGGGGUAUACAUUACCACCACAUAUAAGGGGUAAAAAAUAUUAAACAUAAAUUUAGUACUUUCUUUUGCUGAUACUUCCGGGUACUUAUAUAUAACAUUUUGUUUUGUGUUUUUACCUUAAAAAAUUGUAUUAUAUUUUACUGUAAAAAAAUUUAGGUAGACCAUAGCGUGUCCAAGUCAUAAGACACUUCUACUAAUAUAAACCGAUGACCUACUAUAUAUUAUAUUGUACAUAUGUACUGAGAGAAAAAAAAAAAAAAAAAAGUGCCAUAAACUUAUUGACAAUAAUAUAAAAUACAUGUUUAUAUUUUACGUAAAUACACAUAAUAAUUUAAGCCCGUGUACAGUGUAAAUGAUUUUAUUGAUUGUAUUUAUAUAUUUCUUAUAUGAAUGUCAUUAAACAAGUUGUCAUCAGUGCGGAUCGAUCUACUUUUUAGAGCAGGGUGAUAUUCUGUGAUAUUAAUGACUCAAAGGCGUAUCGAGGUCUUGUCAAUAUAAUAUUCUUAGACAGAUCAUUGAGUUAUUAAGUUUUAUUUGUUGCUGUUCAAGCUCAACAACAGAGAAAUACUCUUAAAAAAUUUUUAAUAUAAAUAUAUAGAUAAUUACAACAAGUGCAAUACACUACCAGUAGUUUAAAAUAAAAAAAAAAAUUAAAGUAUAUUUAUGAGUCUUACUCACGUAGAAGGCAGGCGUAACAAAGUAGCAAUACCCGUAACAUAGAGCACAUCCAAAAGAGUAAAAGAGUAAAAGAGUAACAGAGAGUUUAUGGUUGGACACACACCACUGGUUGUGCGGUUUUUUCUUUAUCCAGGCAAGCUUUGUUCUGAAAAAAUUUAUAUAAGUUUAUGUAUUUAAUUAAAAAAAAAAAAUAAAAUAAUGUACUAAUAAAUGUAUUAGUGUAUUAAUUUUACUUGAAAAUAAUUAAAUCAAGCUCAUAUAAAUUACGUGCUACGAAUUGAGGUUUAGGUAUACAUUUAUAUAGUAAUGUAUAGAAAUGACACAAAUUUUAUUUCCAAAUGUCGAACCCAAGUGGUAAAUAUAUAAUGAUACAACCUCUCUCAAAUGCCAGCAUAGCAAAAAUCAAGAACAAAAAACGAAGAAUUAAUAGAGUCGGAUUUAUUUAAUAUAUGUAUUAAAAUAAAUUCAGAGUAAGUGAUAUGGUACGUUGCCUCGACAACCAAUCUCAUACAUACAUAUAUUGAUGAUGAUGAUGAUGAUGAUAAUAAUAAUAGUAGUAGUGAACUCGUUAUUAAUUCCAACGAUAAGCAGUAGGCGCUGUAUAUACUGACAACUGAGACAAAAAUGUCCAAAAUUCUGUAGCCAUUAUCCCGUUAUUCUAACGUUUUAACUGUAUAAUCAUGCCGCGUACUACUACUACUACUUUUACUAAUACUAUUACUGAUGAUGAUAAUAAUAAUGUCUAGCGAUUCUGUCCUCGAUAAUAUAUAAAUCAACCAUUUCAUCAGAAUAAUAAAUAUUUGUAUAUUCUAUAUAAUCGGGAGUCAGUGACUCUUAUUAGCCAGGUCAGACGUUAAUUUACUCAUUAUGGGAGAAAUUUAUAUUGUGUGUUGUUGGUUGGGCAAGGAUUUAUUCACUGAUCUGUCAAAUGUCCUUCAUUUUUUUUUUUUUAAAUUCUACUGCAAAUACAAUUUUUACAUAAUUAUUGUUUGCUAAUCAAAUAUCUUUUGUAAUUUCAUUAUUUAUUAUAUUAUAAUUUUUUCUUACUGUAAAUAAGUAAUCAACACUAUUAUUAUAAUAUGGAGUGAUUAUAUUAUUGUCAACUAAAAACUCAAGUUCAAAAACAGUAACAAUAGGUAUAUAAUAUUAUACAUAUAUAUAUAAUGGCAGUAGUAUAAUAAUAUUACAAUAUAAAGAGUUAAGAGUUAAGAGAUGCGGUGAGAGGAGAAAAAAAAACUAAAAAGAGAGAGACUUACACUACCAUGACAGUCAGUUUGUGAGUUUUAAGUUGUAUUGGUUGUACUGCGCGGCGUAUAUUGUGUGCGGGCUUGGUUUGUGCGCUGUGCGUGCUACUGACCUACAAACAUACUUACCUAUGUUAUAUUAUAUAUAUACAUACUGACUAAUUUUAAACGUUUACGUCCUAUCUUUACUCCUUUAUAGCAUUUUCACUACACGCUGUAUGUAAUACUUGUAUACAUAUUUAUUCUAUUAUUAUUAUUAUAUUAUUCGUUUUUCCCGCGUAAUCUUCCAAACGUGAAUUUAAUCUGAGGCUAUGACCAAUAUCCGAUAUUUUUAAUUUCAUCUUUCUCCUAAUUACAUUAAAUAGUUCGUUAUCCUAUUAGAAAUUAUUGAAAUUUUUUUAAUUGGAUUUAUUUAAUAUUUAAAAAUUUUGGUAAUUAUGAUAUUAGUUAGAUAAGAGAUAUAAAAAGGAAUAAUAAUAAAAAAGUAUGUAAGCAUUAGCGGUGGGCAUGUGUUGUCGAGUUGUUGGAUGAUGCGGGCUUAACGGAUUUCUUGGUCAACAGUUAGACAGACGUAUGAGAAUUCGGAAGUUAUAAUAAGUGUGUAGUAGAUUGGGAGUAUUUAUGUUAUACUAUUUAUCCUUUUCUUACAAUAAUAUAUUAUAUUUUAUUCAUUUAUUAUUAAUUAUCAACAGUUGAUUUUAGUUUGGUUUAUACUAUUUAUAAUUUUAUACCUUCUUAGGCGCACUCUCCAUCUCAAUUGACCCACUUGUUUAACAGGACAAAACCAUGAAUAUAUAUAUAUACAUAUUAUCGACGUACAAAAACACAAUAUUGUGUUAAAAAAAAAUUUUUUUUUUCUUUUUUUAUGCCACUUAUUGUACAUAAUAUCUUUAAUAUGCUGGAGAAAGAAAUGAGAAAUAAUAAUAAUUAUUAUUAUUAUUAUGGUGACAAUGAGAGGAAGAGGAAAGAGUCUGAUGUAUACGAAAUAUGUAAAAAAGACUAUUAUUCGAUUUACUUUUAUUUUAUCCUGUAUAUUAUAUGGGUAAAAAAAAAAAAAUAAAUAAAUGUCGAUAUAGAUCCCAGUUGGCCGCCGUCAUUAAUUUAUUCAAUAUAUAAAUUUAUUCAGUCCCGGUUUCUUAAAAAUAAAUUUUUCAGUUCUCCUAUCAAUAAUAUAUUUAUAAAUGUAACGCUUAAAAGACGUAAACGACCCACUCUUGAUUUCGAGCCGGAUGGUAAAUAGCGCAAAACGUGAAAAUUCAUCGGCAUUUAUUUUAUUUAAUUAUUGACUUUUUAACGUCCUCAUUUUAUUUUUAUUAUUAUUGUUAUUAAUCUUGUUUAAGAUUCAAUUUAUUAUUACAGUAAUUUUUUUUUUUACUAAAGUUACUGGUAUUUAUAUAUUAUAUACAGCGUGAGUAAAACUCGUUGAUCUCUCCUUAUUUUCGCAUGAAUGGUCGCGUAGCUGAGAAAAAUAUAAAAUAUAUAUAUAUAUGUAUGUGGAUAUAUGGAUAUAUCUAUAUAACUUGUGAAACGGAAGGCCUUGACAAGGUCGAGCAAUGCCGCUGUACAUCGAGCAUCCAGUGUUAUGUGUAGAGUGUCGUAUAUACUAUAUUAUACACACUCGAUUAUUAUAUAUUAUCCAUUACUUUUUACAAUUAAAAUCUAAAAUUUUUAAUAAAAAUUUAAUAACGACCUAGAGUUUAAUAUAAUCUUGUAUUACAAUAAAUUUCAUGAAUGCAUGUGUCAAAAAGUGAGUAAGAGAAUAAUGUUUCGAAAAAAAAAUUAAAUAAAUAAAUAAGGGAUAUAUAAUUUACAUCUUUUAAGGGACGUUGAAUUUGGAUUGGAUCAACAAGGUGCAAAGGUAUAACGUCUAUAUUGAAUAUAUUGAAUUGUUGAAAAA
Molecule: messenger RNA, 5575 nt
Organism: Cotesia glomerata
Lineage: Eukaryota; Metazoa; Arthropoda; Insecta; Hymenoptera; Braconidae
Gene: CAHbeta
Product: beta carbonic anhydrase 1
Exons: 6
Coding region: 157-1098 (313 amino acids)
Molecular function (GO): carbonate dehydratase activity; zinc ion binding
Source: RefSeq, a predicted model, not a curated record